Messenger RNA from Daldinia loculata, 1548 nucleotides. RefSeq lists its product as uncharacterized. The record is from RefSeq and is a predicted model, not a curated record. Gene Ontology annotation, molecular function: transcription cis-regulatory region binding; DNA-binding transcription activator activity, RNA polymerase II-specific. The coding region runs from base 184 to 1251 and encodes 355 amino acids. The transcript has 5 exons. Lineage: Eukaryota; Fungi; Ascomycota; Sordariomycetes; Xylariales; Hypoxylaceae. Gene Ontology annotation, cellular component: RNA polymerase II transcription regulator complex.
ACUGGCGGAGCCGUUCACUACUACUACUAGUAGUAAAAGCCCAUCUUUAACCUGAUACUAAUAAGAUCCCUUCUCACGACGAUUCAAGGCUGAAUCGGAAGGUUUGGCUAUCCGUCUCCUCCAACGCAUUAUUCCCCAUCCGAUCAUAAACCCUCCUUGGGCUCGCUUUACGAACACGUUUCGAUGUCGUCUUCUGCGUCGCCCAACGACGACUCUCAGCCUGACAAGGGUCCCCUUGGCUCGCUGAACCUCAACUUUCUAAAGUCGUUGAACGACAAGAAGACCACCCGCGAUGGUAAUCCUCCAAAGCGGCGAGGACCUAAACCCGAUAGUAAGCCGGCGUUAACACGCCGGCAAGAACUGAAUCGCCAAGCACAGAGGACACAUCGGGAACGCAAAGAGCUAUACAUAAAGGCACUCGAAGACGAGGUACUGCGGCUUAAAGAGAUCUAUACCAACGUCUCGCAAGACAAAGACAAGCUCGCCGAGGAAAACCGGCAGCUCAAAAUCCUGCUGCAGCAGAACGGCAUCUCGCACAGCCCGGGAGGCGGUGUAGACGACGUCGGCAGCAGUCUGAGCCCCGGGUACACGUCUAACGGGAGCAUCUCGGGCGGCUACGGGGCGGGAAGCUCCAACACCGCGUACACGCCGGGCAUGACGUCGAUAUCGAGUCCGAACUCCAUGACGGCGCCGUCGUCGCAGGGGCUAGGCGGGCAGCAGCAGCAGAAGCAGAAGCAGGGCCACCACGUAGAUUACGAACAGGCUGGGAUAGAUUUCGUCUUAACGCUCGAGCGACCGUGUAUGGACCACAUGCCGUGGCUGAUCGAGCGAGCGCAAGACACGAGCGGCGACGCGGCGGGCCACGCGCUCAUGGCGUCGUGUCCGCCGGAGCCGUUCCCCGAGCUAAGCGACGAGAUCCCGUUCGGGUACUCGCACACGCACGGCGACCGGGGCGAGGCGCCGUCUCGCCAGCGCACGUGGGAGCUGUCCAAAGGCGAUCUGUCGACUCUCCUCGAUCUCAGCACCAAGUUGAACUUGGACGGCGAGAUCACGCCCGUCAUGGCUUGGGGCAUGGUUCUGUCUCAUCCGAAGCUGAGGGAGCUGAAGAGCGAGGAUUUGGAACGGUUGGUUGAUGAUCUUAAGGGCAAAGUCCGUUGUUAUGGGUUCGGAGCUGUGCUGGAGGAGUUCGAGGUGCGAGAUGCGCUUAAUGCCGUCUUCUCCGCAAAGUCGGAGGUGGGCGUGGCUUAUUAGGGGACGGGCCGUUUAAGUUUUUAAGGUUUGAGUUUUUUGGUUUCUUUUUAAACGACAUUAUAGGUAGUUUGUUUUAUGCAUAGGUACCUACAUAUAUAAAGCAAUGAUAAUGACGAUGGUGGUUGUUAUUACGGGCGAGUAGAGCUAUGAGAGAUGACGGGCAGAACGCAUUCUAUGUACUUGGGUACUUAUAAGUUAUAUACUAGAGGUAUAAUAGUGUUGAAAUACUAUUCUAUCAAUGUUUUAAGGAAUUGAUGAUUUAUAUGUAGAGAGACUAUAUAUGGGGUGCUUUGUUCA